AAUAAAAAGAAAUAGAUGGGCCAAAUUUGGCAGGCCCGAAACUUGAAAUCCAAUUGAGCGCACGUGUGUCUGCGAGAAGAGCGAAACGCAGACGGCGUCCCUGAUGGCAGCGUCGUUCAGGUGGAUAUUACAACUACACAGGGAUGUUCCAAAAGCCGCACGCUUCUACUCCGAAGGCUUGGACUUCACCAUCAACGUCUGCUCUCUCCGGUGGGCCGAACUUCAAUCCGGUUCUCUCAAGCUUGCCCUCAUGCAUUCUUCCCAUGAUCAAGCCACCGCGCAGAAAGAGUACUCCUCCCUUUUGUCAUUUACGGUGACUGACAUGAACAGUACAGUAAGUAAAUUAAUGGCGUUAGGAGCUGAACUCGAUGGGCCCAUCAAAUAUGAGAUCCAUGGAAAGCUAUGCGGUGUAUUGAUGGACAUGUCUUAGGCCUGUAUGAACCUCUCUAAGAUGCAUAGCAGAUUUAGUAUCAAUAAUACCCUCUCUUGUCAUGGUAACAUUUUUUAGCCCGUCGUGAUCUUGGAAAAGAUAGGGUAAAUAUGUGAUACCUUUUGUUUUAUGGAUUCCCUGCAAUAAUUGAUAAUGUUAUCUUGUCGA
Messenger RNA from Vigna angularis (adzuki bean), 598 nucleotides. RefSeq lists its product as uncharacterized. The transcript has 3 exons. NCBI's taxonomy places the organism in Eukaryota, Viridiplantae, Streptophyta, Magnoliopsida, Fabales, Fabaceae. The record is from RefSeq and is a predicted model, not a curated record. The coding region runs from base 104 to 430 and encodes 108 amino acids.